AUGUUGAAAGAGAGCUUUGAAGUGAAAUAUCUGGGAGAAGCAAAGUUUAUGCUUGGAAUCCAGAUAACUAGAACAGCAAAUGGUUAUUCUCUAGAUCAAUCUAGCUAUAUAGAGAAGAUCUUGAAGAAAUAUAACUAUUUCGACUGUAAACCUGCGUGUACUCCGUAUGAUGCUAGUGUAAAGCUAUUUAAGAACACUGGAGAAAGUGUAAGACAAUCAGAAUAUGCUAGCAUCAUUGGCAGUCUCCGUUAUGCUGCGGAUUACACUCGACCAGACAUUGCAUAUGUCGUGGGAUUGCUUGGCAGGUUUAACAGCUGUCCUAGUAGAGAGCAUUGGAAUGCUAUAGAGAGGGUCAUGAGAUUCCUCAAGAGAACAGUAAACCUUGGUAUACACUAUCAAAGGUUUCCUGCUGUACUAGAAGGGUAUAGUGAUGCGGAUUGGAAUACCCUAUCAGAUGACUCCAAGGCAACUAGCGGGUAUGUUUUCAACAUUGCUGGUGGAGCUGUGUCUUGGAAGUCAAAGAAACAAACAAUCCUAGCUCAAUCAACUAUGGAAUCAGAGAUGAUAGCAUUAGCAACGGCUAGUAAAGAAGCAUGUUGGUUGAGAGGAUUGUUGUCAGAGAUUCCCCUAUGGGAAAGGCCGGUCCCUCCGGUAUUGAUCCAUUGUGAUAGUACCGCAGCUAUCGCUAAAGUUGAGAACCGGUUCUAUAACGGAAAGAAACGAUAA
Messenger RNA from Linum trigynum, 726 nucleotides. The record is from the annotation of a GenBank genome assembly. NCBI's taxonomy places the organism in Eukaryota, Viridiplantae, Streptophyta, Magnoliopsida, Malpighiales, Linaceae.